AUGUCUCGUCAUGUACAGUAAUGUGUAUGAGGUAAAUAUCACAUCUAACAAUAACAUAAAAACUAAGAAGCAAGCAUGUCAUAUUGACACAAACUAUUUGGGGCGUCAGUUGUGACAGCUUUCAUUGAAUUGUAGCCUACUUCUGUAGUCUCUCGUCAACUGAAAUGUUGGCUAGCGGAGGCAGAUGAGUGUACCAGCGCUAAGCCAAUGGGCAUAGCCGAGGGGGCGGUAUAUAUGGUAAUUUACAAAUGGGCUGCAGCCAGCUGUUGCUGCCAGAGAUGUGCGCGCGGUUGGAAGGAGCGCUCCUGAAUCAUCAUCCUCGAGCAUCAAGUGGACACCUCGAGCCACGGCACUGCGUAUUCUAUUCACUUCAACGAGGACGAAGAGCUCUUGAAUAAUUUUGAGACAGGAAACAAACUAGUAAUAUACUCUGCUGUCGUAUUUCUCAGUAAAUACCGGGUCAAACGCAGAGCCUACAGUAAAGAAAAAGGGAAAAACGUGACACUGGAGAAACAUCAAAGAAUAGUGUAAAGCCACCUGUCAGACUGCGAUCACAAUGGGAAGGAAAAAAAUACAAAUCUCUCGUAUCCUGGACCAGCGGAAUAGACAGGUGACGUUCACCAAGCGUAAGUUUGGCCUGAUGAAGAAGGCUUAUGAGCUGAGUGUGUUGUGUGACUGUGAGAUUGCCCUCAUCAUCUUCAACAGCACCAACCGUCUGUUCCAGUACGCCAGCACUGACAUGGACAAGGUCCUACUCAAGUACACAGAGUACAGCGAGCCUCACGAGAGUAGGACCAACACAGACAUAAUGGAGACUCUGCGGAGGAAAGGCCUAGGUCUGGACGGGACAGAGCUGCUGGACACUGAGGAGCCCAUGCAGGUGGCAGCAGAGAAGUUCGGUCCACUAAGCGAGGGCAUGGACCUCUCCCUGGCCCGCCAGCGCUACUACGCCCCCUCCCUGCUCUCACCCGAGGCCCAGUUCCUGGUGACUGCUGGCUGUGAGAAUGGAUACCCCAACUCGUCCAACCCCAGCCUGAGCUCCCACAGAUCCCCUGCCUUCAAGCCCCUGGGCCAUAGACCAGGCUCAGCCAGCCCUGCAGGGCCCCACAGCCACGCUGCCUUCAUGUCUCCACACUCAGGUAUUGGCUACUCCAUGUUCUCCCAUAGCAACCUGAGCCGGGCCUUGGAGAUGAAGACUCCUCCCCCUUUGAACCUGGGCAAUGACAACCGGCGGGCAGAGAGCCACCCUGGUAUGGGCGGCAUUCGCGCCAACCUCAACAGUGCUAGAGGCAUACUGUACCAGGGCAUGCACCCAGGGAACCACAUGCUGACCAUGGGGAAGGCAGGUCUGCUGGGCCACAGUCUUGGGGGCUACGGCCUCUCUGCUGGACCAUCUGACUACAGCCACCCAGGUUUCUCCCAUGCUGUGAGUCUACAGCGUGGUACAGUGAACCCGUGGCAGACAGCACAACAGCAGGAGCAACAUGUACCCCACCUCAGCCCAACGAUGUCCAGCGGAGGGUGCUCUUUCCCCUCUCAGGCCUCCACCCCCACCACUCCUCCUCACCCCUCCCUCAACCUCAGCAUCAAAUCAGAGCGAGCCUCCCCAGAGCGCAUCUGCUCUGCGACCUCUCCACCGCUCCACCAUCUGAGGCAGCACUCUCCAAUGAGCACCCCCGAUUCUGCUCGCCACACCCCCCAGGAACCUUACCCAGCCAAUGAGAAAGAGGAAUUCCCCAAAGGAGAUUUUCCCUACCCGGCUCAGCAAGGGGCAGAGGAGAAAGGGGGGCUGCCCCUGAGGCAAUUAGAAAUUAGCGAUGGGUGGCAGAGAUAGCUGGCAGCGACUACCACACACCACCCACCCUCCUUCAAGCCAAGCCAAGCCUGCCACAUGGUUGCCCACUCACAGAGAGAGGAGGAUGGGGAGAUGAGGUUCAUUCAUUCACAUCAUCCCAGAGGAAAGAAAGACCCCCCUUAGAGCUGGGCUGGACUCUCCCUUGUGGGUGAUGAACAUGUGUCACUGCCUCUCUGAUCCUGAUCCUGAUAUAUAGUCUGGGUGUGUUGUUGUUGGGUUUUGUUGGUUUGUCUGUGUGUUGGGGUCAGAGGGUAUGUCAAACCACACAUCAGUGUGGUUCUCUCAUCCUGUUUGAGCUACGGAGCAGAGGGUGAGGGAAUAUGAGUCAUUAGGCCAUGUUCUUAGAGCACCGUGUUUCAGAGUAGUACUUUACAUUCAGGUCCCCAGUUACAGUGCCUUCGUAAAGUAUUCAGACCCCUUGACUUUUUCCACAUUUUGUUAGAUUACAGUCUUAUUCUAAAAUUGAUUAAAUUGUUUUUUUUUUCAUCAAUCUACACACAAUACCCCAUAAUGACAAAGCAAAAACAGGUUUUUAGACAUUUUUAACAUAA
Salmo salar (Atlantic salmon) is the source of this 2406-nucleotide messenger RNA. It is a transcript of the gene mef2b, whose product is annotated as myocyte enhancer factor 2b. Gene Ontology annotation, molecular function: DNA-binding transcription factor activity, RNA polymerase II-specific; protein dimerization activity; RNA polymerase II cis-regulatory region sequence-specific DNA binding. NCBI's taxonomy places the organism in Eukaryota, Metazoa, Chordata, Actinopteri, Salmoniformes, Salmonidae. The record is from RefSeq and is a predicted model, not a curated record. Gene Ontology annotation, biological process: positive regulation of transcription by RNA polymerase II; cell differentiation.